This is a messenger RNA of Dermacentor silvarum, 1978 nucleotides long. Its product is annotated as cytochrome P450 2C15-like. The coding region runs from base 297 to 1796 and encodes 499 amino acids. The transcript is spliced from 11 exons. Lineage: Eukaryota; Metazoa; Arthropoda; Arachnida; Ixodida; Ixodidae. The record is from RefSeq and is a predicted model, not a curated record. Gene Ontology annotation, molecular function: oxidoreductase activity, acting on paired donors, with incorporation or reduction of molecular oxygen; monooxygenase activity; iron ion binding.
AUGCUCAUCUAAAGCUGUAGCAAAGAGUUAAACACAGGUGCAACGGUGCUUCGAAUAAGGUGCUUUCCACUGGCUAUGUGGCAAUGCUAGGGCUACCACAGGAGGGUGGGGAGCGGUCCUUAAGGGCCGCCCCGUACAAAACACUAGGUGGGCUCCCCUUCACGGGAGCCCAUUGGCGUCGACCGCGGCCCGGGACCGCUCGACCAAGGCUCGUUGGGCCAUCAGAUCCACAAGCGUCGCCUGUCCCGUUUGAGGAAGUUUUUGCCAAUUUCUAAAGCGCCUGCGGAAAGUUCACAAUGAUAUGGGCCGUGGUUCUGCUCACGUGGAUCAGCGCUGUUCUGUUGUCGCUCGUUCUGAUCCCUCGGAUACGAAAUCGCUCAUUGCCUCCUGGCGCAAAACUCCCACCUAUGCCACCGGCAAAGUCCAUAUGGGGUCACGUCGAGUUAAACGACCGAGGAUUCCAUCGCACGAAAGCUCUUGAGUGGGCCAAAACGUACGGACCAAUCUACAGGCUAAGACUAAAUUUUACGAGCGUGAUUGUGCUCAAUGAUGUGCGAAGCAUCAAGAGGAUUCUGAACAGAACCCAGGUGCUUAACCGGGCACACGGCGUUGUGCAUGGCAGUGACAAUUACUUGGGGUUUGCGCUGUUAAAUGGUCAUCUUUGGAAAGCACACAGAAAGUUCGUCAUGUCUACUUUGCACGAUAUCGGAUUUGCAACCAGCUCUACAGAGGAGAAAUUCAAGGUCCCAUUGCAGUGGUUGAUAAAACAAUUAGAGGAAACCAAUGGUCAGCCAACAUCAGUUCGCCAGUACAUCAUGCCCUGCGUGGUCGCCAACGUUGUCUCCUUGUUUUUCCCGCCGACACAGUACACCGCAGGCGGCACCCUACAGCGUAUGACGCAAGUCCUGGGCAAGCUGCCAGUUCCCUUAUUCAAUGGCCGACUGUUCGAGACGACACCAGCCCUGCUCAGGAACGUAUUGCAGCGCUUGCCGUUCACUAGAACUGGCAAAGCUUGUGCUGCUAUGCACGAAUAUACAGAUUUUAUUAGAAAACAAAUCGAGGACUACAAAUCUACGUGGGACCAGGAGCCAGUCAAGGACUUUAUUAAAUGCUGCACUGAAAGGACAGAAAGGGCGGAACUGGAGGGUGAUGAAACGUUCCACUAUAGAUUUCUCGUGGGAAAUGUGAAGGACCUAAUCAUGGGCGGCACAUUCAGUAGUACUGCUUUGAUUCACUGGCACCUGCUGAACUUCGCCGCGCGGCCAGACACUGUACAGGCUCGUGUUCAACAGGAGAUUGACGAAGUAGUUGGUACUGAGAGGGCGCCCACAUGGGAAGACCGCCAACGGAUGCCAUACACCCUAGCGUGCAUCUGGGAGCUGAUCCGGUGGAAGACGCCGUCGCCACUGGGAGUGGCGAGAGUAACAAGCGACGAUCUCGUGGCGGAAGGUGUGUUCAUUCCGAAGGAUACCGUGAUAGUCUUCAACAUGUGGGCCGUUCACAACGAUACCUCCUAUUGGAAGGAUCCAUACUGCUUCAAUCCCUGCAGAUUUCUGAACAAGGACGGUUCUAUCGUGUCCCAGAAACCACCGCACUGGAUGCCAUUUUCUGUCGGACGGAGAUCAUGCCCUGGAGAAGUCUUCGCCACACUUGAGAUUUUUCUGCUUCUUACGCUCGUGCUGCAAAAGUUUCGCGUGCUUCUCGAAACGCCACUGCCAUACGAUUUGGACGAUCCCCGUAUUAUUAUGCGGGACGUUAUGAACUUGAAGCUCCGGUUCAUUCCGCGUCGCCCUUAGAAGACUUAAUGCUUUCGAUGACGGCCUUUUCGAACACUCUUGAAUAAAACUAGAGGACAAGGAAGCUGUAAAUUACGGCAAUGAGAGACUGCGGUAACAAACAAUAUCACCAUAUUUCCUUUCGCUGGCACUUGAGUUUGCGAUGUUCGCAAAAUUUUUCUAGGUGGCGGACUGCAUCGUAU